AUGCGUAGAAAGCUUUUCGUGCUUCUGGUUUUGCUCCUCGCCUCAAACAACAUUGCUUACGGCAAAAAUGGCAAUAAAACUAAAACAGAGAAUUCCAAUAAGAAUCGUAAUAAAUUAAGUAACAAAGCAAUUGAUAGAUUUAAACGAUCUUCCAACAAUCACCCGUUUUCUCACUUACCUAACGAUGACGACAUAACCUCGUAUAAUAAGUUAAAACUUAUGAACGGGAUGAUUAAUUCAGACAGAAUUGAAGAAGAUAUACCCUUUUGGGGCUCCAGGGGCAGGAGAGAGAGUUCCUCUACAGAGCACUUACAAGAAAGAUUCAAACCUAAGGAAAAUUACUAUCCCGACUGUAAUGGAAUGUGUUUCCCAUUUAAUUCGGACGAGCGGAACGAGGUUCCAUUUUGGGGUAAUCGCGGCCGACGUGAUUUUAAUUCUCAAAGCGGUGAAAGUAGUUUAUGGGAUGAAAGAUUUAGACGACAGGAUGAUGAUGAUGACAAUCCUUUUUGGGGUAGUCGCGGUAGAAGGGAUGAGGAUAUACCGUUCUGGGGUAGCAGAGGUAGGCGUGAGAACUCUUUGGAUUCAAAACAAUAUCUAUCAUCAUCAAAAUCUCCGGAUGUAGAAGAUGAUGAUGAUGAGGAAAUGCCAUUUUGGGGAAAUCGAGGACGAAGAAGGAUGAAUAAAGAAAAGGGUCACAGCCAGGAUGUCCCAGAACCUUUUUGGGGCAGCCGCGGAAAGAAAGGAAAAAAUAAGUUUCAGAAAACAGACGAAGAACAAAUACCAUUCUGGGGUAAUCGCGGUAGACGAAAGAACGAGCUUGGUGGUUAUGUAAUGAAAGGUUAUGAUUAUGACGACUUGGACAGUAUGUCAAAAAUGAAAAGAAAAGAAUUGUCAUCUUCGUUUUGGGCGAACAGAGGCAGACAGAGCAGAUUAAACAAUCUCUUCAGCGGAGUUAUACGUAGUCGAAUGCAGAACCUGCCGACAACAAAUGACCUCAAUAAAGAGGUCAGCAAGGGUUUUCAUAUUAAGCCAUCUGAACAAAACACCGUACACGACGACAGAAUUUAUGCGGAAGAGCCACAUUAUAUAUUGAUUGAACGUAGUAGCCGUGCUUCUGUUGAAGAUGAUCCAUACAUUAUUACUAGAGGCAAAAAAUACAGUAAUUUUCAUAUACCAAAAGCAGUCAGGGAUCGACGUGGAGCAAUCGACGAUAUCUUCAAGUCAGUGCAAAAUGAUCCUUAUUACAUAGCAAGAGGAAAAAAGGACUCAUUUGUUAAGCUUGGUAACACAAUCAUGUCAAUGGAAUCUUUAAAUAGAGAUAGAGAAGCGCUGUGUACUUUAAUCAAUUCUCUAUUAUCAAAAGCUGAAGGACAUAAAAUUAAGAGAGAAGUUGAUGAUUCUGAAAGAGAGAGGCGUACUAUUUUAAAAAAGCUUGCAGCACAACUUCAGCAGGAUCCUUACUUCGUUAGUAGAGGGAAAAAAGAUGCAAUUGAUAAUGAAAAAAAGAUCAAAGGAUUCGUCGAACAAGUAAUUGAAAUGUGUUAUUAA
Zerene cesonia (dogface butterfly) is the source of this 1548-nucleotide messenger RNA. RefSeq lists its product as uncharacterized. The transcript has a single exon. The record is from RefSeq and is a predicted model, not a curated record. The coding region runs from base 1 to 1548 and encodes 515 amino acids. NCBI's taxonomy places the organism in Eukaryota, Metazoa, Arthropoda, Insecta, Lepidoptera, Pieridae.